Molecule: messenger RNA, 6298 nt
Organism: Sphaerodactylus townsendi
Lineage: Eukaryota; Metazoa; Chordata; Lepidosauria; Squamata; Sphaerodactylidae
Gene: PALLD
Product: palladin, cytoskeletal associated protein
Exons: 22
Coding region: 129-4481 (1450 amino acids)
Molecular function (GO): protein kinase activity
Source: RefSeq, a predicted model, not a curated record
UGUGGACCAAGCAAUCUUGAAUGAAUAGUUAAAGCAACUUCCAGCUUUCUUAGACAAAAGGGAGACCAACUUCCAAGCCUGAAUUAUAUUCUUUAUGAAAUUCUUCACACUGGUUUAAGAGCUGAAAGAUGCAGGAGAGAAGCUGUGAGCAAGAUGCACCCCUGUCUUUAAUGAGGAAGGAUGCUUAUGAUGCAAAUAAAAACAAUCAUACCAACAACCACGAAAACAUAUAUGAGGAUUCCUCUUCUUUCGACCUCUUUUAUGAUUCUCUCUCAGAUAUACAGGGUAGGGAAUUUUCAGAUGAGUUGUCUUCCUUUCUUAGUGAAGAGGAGAUGAGCAAAAGUCUUGAACUUGCCCAGGAAUCUAUUGUGAAUGCUGUAGAGGAUGGGAAGGCAAAGCAGGAGUUCACAUAUUACUUCAACACCUCUUCUCCAAACUCACUAGAGGAAAUUGAAGUAAGUGAUCCAGAUACUUCCAAGAAGACUCAAGUGACAACUCCAAACUCCCUAUUAAUUGCAUCUCAAACUCUCCCAGAGCAAGAAAAGGAAAAUGCACAUUCUCAAGAAGCAAACAAUGUUUUCAAUGUUACUGGGAAAAAAUCUAGCAUAUCACCCCUGCUACCUGCAAGGCCAAGCUUUAUUCGGAGUCUCAAAAAUGCUGAAAGAUGUGGUCCAAGUGUGCAAAAGACGAACCCUAAGUUCAAAUCAUCUUCCAACAGUGAAGUUCCUUUAAAGAACAAGGUGUGUGAUAAAGCUGCCACUUUGAUAGAAGAACUCUCUUCCAUAUUUAGAGAAGCAGCCAAGACCAGAGUUGGGAGUCCAGAUGGAAAUUCUUCUUCCCCUGACAGUGGAUAUUUGUCCCCUAAAAACAAACAAUCAGUCAUGUCAAAUUCCUUAACGAACUCAGUUCCAGACAAAACACAUCAAGAGGGCAUAACUGAGAAUGAGUUACCCAAAGUCAUUCACAAUGGAGAAUCUGUGCUCCACAGGAAGAGCAGCUCUCAGGUCAAUGGAAAUGACUCCUUGAAUCAGCUUUCCAAGGAAAAUCACAAUCAAAUGUCAGCUCCUCAGUUUACUCUAAAACUCAGGAGUCUGGAAGUUGCUGAAGGAAGCAAGGUGCAGCUAGAAUGCAGAGUUACGGGGAAACCAUCACCACAUGUGAGGUGGUUCUGUGAAGGAAAAGAACUAAAAAAUUCUCCUGAUAUUCAGAUCUGUUGUGAAAACGAAGAACUCCAUAGAUUAAUCAUACCUGAAGCCUUUGAGGACGACACAGGGCGCUAUUGUUGUCUUGCCUCAAACUGUGUUGGCUCUGACUCUACAUCUGCAGAAGUAUUUGUUGAAGGUACCAGUUCAUCUGAUUCUGACAGUGAAAUUUUCAGCUCAAACUCUGGAGCCAUGCCACAGGCCCAGAAGAAAAGUACUUCUGUUUCUUUAACAAUAGGAUCUUCUGCUCCGAAGGCUGGGAUCACAACAGCAGUAAUUCAACCUAUCUCAGUGCCUAAUCAGCAAGUCCAAAGUCCUACUUCAUACCUCUACAGAUUAGAUGAAUCUAAACCCAGCCAUGCUGUGCCUAUUUUUACAAAGGAGCUGCAAAAUGCAACCACAACUGAAGGACAAGUAGUUGUGCUUGAGUGCAGAGUGAGGGGACCACCUCCCAUGCAAGUCAGCUGGUUUCGGCAAGGAACUGAAAUUCAGGAUUCCCCAGACUUCAGAGUUCUUCAAAAAAAGCCUAGAUCUGCAGCUGAACCUGAGGAGAUAUGUACUCUGGUAAUUGCAGAGACCUUUCCUGAAGAUGCAGGAACCUUCACAUGUACUGCAAGAAACGAUUAUGGGUCAGUGAUGAGCAGUGCAAAACUGACUGUGCUAUCAGCUGGUUCUGAAAGCUCCAUGCAUGACUUGUCAAUGAGGGAACAAAACAAUGAUGACUUUCACCAGUUUCCACCUCCACCUCCAAGUCUUGAGAUUAGUGCUGUUGAGCUUCUUCCCAAGAAGCAUUUUGAGAGCCACCAGACUAAUAGUGCUGAACUGAGGCCGAGCGUAGCAGCCCUUCAACUGCAGCUCAACUCUGCUGGCAAGAGAACCAAUGGCAUCCAUCCCAGUCAUGGAGUUAAUGGGGUGCUUAACGGCAAUGACAAAAUUGAUUUACCUGCUCCUCAUCCAAGUGGCCUUCUUUCACCCACAAAAACGCCACCACCUGUGCUUGCUAAGCCAAAGCUGGACCCUUUAAGACUUCAGCAGCUGCAGAACCAAAUCCGCCUGGAAAAAGAAGCCAGUCAGUGUUCUCAUCCGCAGCAAGUUGGUGUCUACCAGAGCCUGCCCUCAUCGCCAUCUUUCCCCCCUCCACCUUCAUUCCAAGAACUUGAAUCCAGCCACUCCAUUGUUCCUCCUGUGCAAAUGAGCGUUCUCAACUCUCAUUCUGCUCCCACCAUGCAGUCCUCCAGCUCCUUCAACUAUGCCCGUCCCAAGCAGUUCAUUGCUGCCCAGAACAUCAGUCCUGCUUCAAGCUACAUGACUCCUUCAUCUGGAUCUUCCACCUCCAGCCUCCCGUCCCCGAUGUCUCCAACCACUUCUCAGAAACAGUUUGGCAGAACAUCCAUCCCCCCUUUCUCUCAGCCUUUUGCUCCUGAAGGGGAAUACAACUGGUCUCCUUCUUCCCCUUCACCACCCCCACCCCCUCCCCCUGUUUUUAGUCCAACAUCCACCUUUUCGGUGGCUGAUUCCUUUCCGCUGCCUCCACCUCCUCCGCCUCCUCUCCCAACCUCUGUUCCAUCACCCUCCCGCAGUCUUUCUCCCACAUCUAGAUUUUCCAACUCCAGCCAAUCCCCAGCAGCCUUCCUUAGUUCCAUGCUACCAUCUCAGCCGCCUCCUGUUGCUGUCAAUGCACUGGGACUUCCGAAAGGCGUCACACCUCCGGGAUUUCCAAAGAAAACAGGCAGAACUGCAAGGAUUGCAUCUGAUGAAGAAAUUCAGGGCACAAAAGAUGCAGUUAUCCAGGACUUGGAAAGAAAGCUUCGCUUCAAGGAAGACCUGUUGAACAAUGGUCAACCAAAGCUAACCUAUGAAGAGAAGAUGGCUCGUCGACUGCUAGGGGCGGAUAGUGCUGCAACCGUCUUCAGUAUCCAGGAGCCAGAAGAUGAUGUAUCACUCCAGGAAAUUGGCUCUCUUGAUGCUUCUGUACUGACUCCCGUGGAUGUUCAAAAGGAAUAUAAAGUCUCCAGCUUUGAGCAGAGGUUGAUCAGUGAGAUCGAAUUUCGGCUGGAGAGGACUCCUGUAGAAGAGUCAGAUGAUGAGGUGGAGCAUGGAGAAGGGCCCCUGGAUAACAGCAUCGCACCAUAUUUUGACAUCAAGCUGAAACAUUACAAAAUAUUUGAAGGAAUGCCAGUCACAUUUACUUGCAGGGUUUCUGGAAAUCCAAAGCCAAAGAUCUAUUGGUUUAAAGACGGGAAGCAAAUCUCUAAAAGGAGUGAACACUACAAAAUGCAGAGAGAACCUGAUGGGACCUGUUCUCUCCACACCACAGUCUCCACCCUAGAUGAUGAUGGGAAUUAUACUAUCAUGGCUGCCAAUCCACAGGGCAGGGUAAGCUGUACAGGAAGACUGAUGGUCCAAGCUGUCAACCAGAGAGGACGUAGUCCCCGGACACCACCUGGCCAGUCUCAUGUCAGAAGACCUCGAUCUCGAUCAAGAGACAGUGGAGAUGAAAAUGAACCAAUCCAAGAACGCUUCUUUCGACCUCAUUUCCUGCAGGCCCCAGGAGACUUGAUAGUUCAAGAAGGAAAACUUUGCAGAAUGGAUUGCAAGGUUAGCGGCUUACCAACCCCAGAUAUAAGCUGGCAAGUCAAUGGAAGAGUAAUACGUUCGGAUAGUUCUCACAAAAUGCUGGUUCGUGAAAAUGGUGUGCACUCCCUGAUCAUCGAACCCGUCACAGCAAGGGAUGCUGGCAUCUACACAUGUGUUGCCACCAAUCGAGCUGGCCAGAAUACAUUCAGCUUGGAACUGAUUGUUGCAGCAAAGGAAGCACACAAGCCACCUGUAUUUGUAGAAAAGCUACAGAACACCGGAGUAGCUGAGGCUUAUCCUGUGCGACUGGAAUGCCGAGUUUUAGGUGUGCCGCAUCCUCAGAUUUUCUGGAAGAAAGAGAAUGAGUCACUUACAUACAACACUGACAGACUGAGCAUGCAUCAGGAUAACCACGGUUACAUUUGCCUGCUCAUCCAGGGAGCUACAAAAGAAGAUGCUGGCUGGUACACUGUGUCAGCUAAGAAUGAGGCUGGGAUUGUGUCCUGCACAGCAAGGCUGGAUGUCUAUACUCAAUGGCAACAACAGUCCCAGAUCACCAAGCCAAAGAAGGUGCGUCCCUCAGCCAGUCGAUAUGCCGCACUUUCUGACCAAGGACUAGACAUCAAAGCAGCAUUUCAACCAGAAGCAAACCCUGUUCAUCUGACACUGCAAUCUGGACUGGUAGAAAGUGAUGAUCUGUAAACUUUUACUGUUGGGUCUACCAAUUUCUUUCAAAAAGUGAAACACUGAAAGCCAUUGUCUUGACCAAUGAUAAUUUAUGCCACUUUAUGUGAAAGGUAGACACCUUUAAGUGCAAAGGAUGAAGAAUACCAUAGCCACAACUUUCUUCAUCAUUGUACCAAAUUGGAAUAGGUAGCAAUCAUUAAAUAACGUGUACAGUCCACACACACGUGCGCACACAUACCACCUUCACAGUCAUUUUUAAAAUCACUUAUGUGGGUAGUACUGUUUUGAACAAUUCUAUUAACAAAUGCUGAAGUUAAUGGGAUUUCUCAAAAGUGCAUACACUGCAGACCUUAUCACCAAGUGCCUUUUAUGAGUUAUAGGUGCUAUAAACACAUAAUACUUGUGGGGUCACAACACAACUGCAAAUGUAUCAACAAUGUAUUCUGAUGUGCAAUACUGGAGGGAUAAAACAAGAUAGGGGGUGGAAGACUGAUUUAAAUUAAAUUCUAAUUUCUGCAAACAGCUUUCUAUCUCGAAGUAGAAAGAAACUACUUGCCUUAAAUGUUCUUAGUAUGGCAAGGAAACUUCACACCAGAUAGUUUAAUGUGACUUCAGCCAACAGAAGAACUGGUUAAGUUAUAAAUGUACUGGCAGGAUGAUUCAGUAAUAAUUUACAGACCUUAUGAUGGAGUUGUUUCACGGUGUUACAUUUGCUAAAGUGAAAUAGGGCAACAGGCCAAACUUUUCUCAGAAGAUGAAAAUGUUGUUUGUGUCUCUGGAAUUCCAUGGUUAUGUGAACACUGGGAUUUUUUUAAAAAAAUGCUAGCCAUUUGAUUGAACAGAGUCCGUGUGACACAGGAGAGGAUAAUUGGGAGUAUAAGAGUAAGUGGGGUUAUGGAAUGAGUUUGCAGUAAGAGUUUAAAUGAUAAGCACACACCCUAGAGAAUAAUUAGUAAAGACGAGAAAAUGGAAAGAAGAAUGAUGGUAAGCAAAACGGUGUUACUUUUUAAACACUGCAUGUAUGAUGUCCUAGAAAUUACACUUUUGUGUUCUUGUCUCGUGCGGCAAGGCACAACAACCCUGCCUGUGGCUGCAAUCGUGUGAAGAAGGCAAAAAUGGUGGAACUUCCAGACUGCAGACUAAUUCACCAUCUAGUUGGACUACCGCCUUACACAAUUUGGAUUCAAUUGCAACUAAUUCCGUUGGAAGGAAACAGAAACACAGUUCAGUUAAGUCUGGUGUGAGGGAGAAGGUUUUGAUGGUACAAGAGUACUUUACUAUAAAAGGAAAACACUGUAUUCCUUUAUAUGAAGCACGUUUAUAGUACUUUAUUUAUAAUAAAAAUGUUGAAAUCUUUAUCUCAGCUUAGUUAUUCAAGCGCAGUACUUUUUUAAAAAAAGUUUUGUAUUAUGUACCACAUCAUAUAUUUUACGUUACUGCUAGACAUGUAUUGCUUUGCACCUCAUUGUUUAAGUACACAAACCAGAUUUUUAGCUGUUAGCAAGUUUAACAAAGAAGGUAGUUAUUCUAUACAAACUGAUGCAUGUAGCUUUGACUGCCCUUUUUUCAGACAUUUCUUCAGUGUUUGUACUGUCAUAUACAGUCUGUCUUAUGAACCGUUCUGCUAUCAUCUCCUAACCAAGUAUUAUCAUACCAUCCACUUCCCAAAUUCUUCUCAGAGGUGACUUGCUAAUCUACUAUUUGUUUAGCUUCACUAGUAGUAUUUUGCUUCUUUUUAUUGGUAUUUAUAAAAAAAUAUACAAUCAUUAUUACUUUGGAUUGUUGUGCUGAUAUUAUGUGGAUUUAACGUCAAUAAACACUAUACAAAUAAA